GCUAGCCCCACAACCGCAACUGCUAGCACCGCUACCACAACUGCUAGCCCCACAACUACAACUGCUAGCACCACUACCACAACUGCUAGCCCCACAACCACAACUGCUAGCCCCACAACCACAACUGCUAGCCCCACAACCACAACUGCUACCUCCACUACAACCACAACUGCUAGCCCCACAACCACAACUGCUAGCCCCACAACUACAACUGCUAGCCCCACAACCACAACUGCUAGCCCCACUACAACCACAACUGCUAGCCCCACAACCACAACUGCUAGCCCCACAACUACAACUGCUAGCCCCACAACUACAACUGCUAGCACCACUACCACAACUGCUAGCCCCACAACCACAACUGCUAGCCCCACUACCACAACUGCUAGCCCCACAACCACAACUGCUAGCCCCACUACCACAACUGCAAGCCCCACAACCACAACUGCUAGCCCCACAACCACAACUGCUAGCCCCACUACCACAACUGCUAGCCCCACAACCACAACUGCUAGCCCCACAACUACAACUGCUAGCCCCACAACUACAACUGCUAGCCCCACUACCACAACUGCUAGCCCCACAACUACAACUGCUAGCCCCACUACAACCACAACUGCUAGCACCACUACCACAACUGCUAGCUCCACAACUACAACUGCUAGCCCCACUACCACAACUGCUAGCCCCACUACCACAACUGCUAGCCCCACAACUACAACUGCUAGCUCCACAACUACAACCGCUAGCCCCACUACCACAACUGCUAGCCCCACAACCACAACUGCUAGCCCCACAACCACAACUGCUAGCCCCACAACUACAACUGCUAGCCCCACUACCACAACUGCUAGCCCCACUACCACAACUGCAAGCCCCACAACCACAACUGCUAGCCCCACUACCACAACUGCUAGCACCACUACCACAACUGCUAGCCCCACAACCACAACUGCUAGCCCCACUACCACAACUGCUAGCCCCACUACCACAACUGCUAGCCCCACAACUACAACUGCUAGCACCACAACUACAACUGCUAGCCCCACUACCACAAUUGCUAGCCCCACAACUACAACUGCUAGCCCCACUACCACAACUGCUAGCACCACUACCACAACUGCUAGCCCCACAACUACAACUGCUAGCCCCACAACCACAACUGCUAGC
Molecule: messenger RNA, 1170 nt
Organism: Acipenser ruthenus (sterlet)
Lineage: Eukaryota; Metazoa; Chordata; Actinopteri; Acipenseriformes; Acipenseridae
Product: mucin-2-like
Exons: 1
Source: RefSeq, a predicted model, not a curated record